Molecule: messenger RNA, 2118 nt
Organism: Solanum pennellii
Lineage: Eukaryota; Viridiplantae; Streptophyta; Magnoliopsida; Solanales; Solanaceae
Product: proline-rich extensin-like protein EPR1
Source: RefSeq, a predicted model, not a curated record
UUCCCAACAACACCUAGUUUCUCAAAGCCCGAGACUCUUAGUUUCUCAAAACCCAAAACCCCUAGUUUCUCAAAGACCGAAACUUCUAGUUUCUCAAAGCCAGAAAAACCUAGUUUCUCAAAACCCGAAACUCCUAGUUUCUCAAAGCCAGAAACUCCUGGUUUCUCAAAACCCGAAACUCCUAGUUUCUCAAAGCCUGAGACACCUAGUUUCUCUAAGCCCGAAACUCCUAGUUUCUUAAAACCCAAAACCCCUAGUUUUUCAAAGCCCGAAACUCCUAGUUUCUCAAAGCAAGAAACUCCUAGUUUCUCAAAGCCCAAAACUCUUAGUUUCUCAAAACCCGAGACCCCUAGUUCCCAAAAGCCUAAGACUCCUACUUUUUCAAAGCCUAAAACUCCUAUUUCCGUAGAACCCAAGACCCCUAGUUCCCAAAAGCCUAAUACUCCUACUUUCUCAAAGCCCGAAGCCCCUACUUUUUCAAAUCCUGAGACUCCUACUUCACCAACGCCCAAAAAUCCUACUUUUUCAAAGCCCGAAACCCCUAGUUUCUCAAAGCCUGAGACCCGUACUUUCUCAAAACCGGAAACCCCUGGUUUCACAAAGCCUGAGACUUCUACUUUUUCGAAGCCCGAAACCCCUACUUUAUCAAAACCAGAGACCACUAGUUUCUUAAAGCCUGAGACUCCUACUUCACCAAAGCCCAAAAUUCCUACUUUCUCAAAGCCCGAUAUCCCAAGUUUUUUAAAGCCAAAGACCCCUAGUUUCUCUAAACCUGAGACUCCUACUUUCUCAAAAUCUAAGACUCCUAGUUCUCCAAAGCCCGAGACUCCUGAUUCUCCAAAUCUCGAGACCUCUAGUUUUUCAAAGCCUGAAAACCCUAGUUUAUCAAAACCCGAGAUUUCAACUUUCUCAAAUCCUGAGACUCCGAGUUUCCCAAAGUCUGAGACCCCAACUUUCCCAAAGUCUGAAAUCCUAAGUUCUCCAAAGUCCGAGACCCCAAAUUCUCCAAAGCCUGAGACCUUGAGCUACUCAAAGCCAGAAACCCCUAGUUUCUCAAAGCCAGAGAUGCCAAGUUCCCCAAAAUUAGAGACUCCAAGAUCCCCAAAGUCCGAGAUCCCUACUUUGUCAAAGCCUAAAAACCCUAAUUCUCAAAAUCCCGAGACCCCAAGUUCCCCUAAGCAUGUAAUCCCUAGCUUUUCAAAGCCUGAGAUCCCAAGUUUCUCUAAGCCCGAGACUCCAAGUUUCUCAAAGCCUGAGACUCCAAGUUCUUCAACGCCCGAGACACCAAGUAUCACAAAACCUGAGACUCCUAGUUUCUCAAAGCCUGAGACUCCAAGUUCUCCAAAGCCCGAGACCCCAAGUUUCUCAAAGCCUGAGACCCCUAUUUUUUCAAAACCCGAGACCCCUAGUUCUCCAAGGCCUGAGACUCCAAGUUCUCCAAAGCCCGAGACCCCUAGUUUCUCAAAGCCUGAGAUUCCUAGUUUCUCAAAGCCCGAGACCCCAAGUUCCUCAAAGCGUGAGACCCCAAGUUCUGCAAAGUCUGAGACGCCAAGCUUCCCAAAGCCUAAGACGCCAAGCUCCCCAAAGCCUGAGAUGCCAAGUUCCGCAAAGCCUGAGAUGCCUAGCUUGACAAAGCCUGAGAACCCAAGUUCCCCAGAGCCCGAGAACCCAAGUUCCACAAAGCUCGAGACGCCAAGCUCCCCAAAGCCUCACACCCCAAGUUUCGAGACUCCAAAUUUUCCAAUAUCCGAAACUCCUAGUUCCCAAAAGCCCGACACACCAAGUUCCCCAAAGUCUGAGACGCCAAGUUUGCCGAAUCUUGAGACCCCAAGUUUUCCUAAAUUUGAGAUUCCUAGUUUCUCAAAGCCUGAGAUACCUAGUUUCUUUAAAUUCAAAUCCUCUAAUUCUUCAAAGCCUGAUAUUCCAGCAGCCCCAACAGCAGCCCUAGAACCUUAAAUACCAAGUGUGACAAAGCGUGAGCUACCAACUACCUCAAAACCUGAUAUCCCAACUUUUACAAAGCCUGAAUUACCAAUUGUUUCAAAUCUUGAGAUUCCUAGUGUGAUAAAGACAGAAAAUCCAAAAACUUCUAAACCAACAUUGUCAACUUCUCCAUGA